This is a messenger RNA of Panicum virgatum (switchgrass), 1115 nucleotides long. RefSeq names its product ethylene-responsive transcription factor 4-like. Gene Ontology annotation, molecular function: DNA-binding transcription factor activity; DNA binding. The record is from RefSeq and is a predicted model, not a curated record. Lineage: Eukaryota; Viridiplantae; Streptophyta; Magnoliopsida; Poales; Poaceae. The transcript has a single exon. Gene Ontology annotation, biological process: regulation of DNA-templated transcription. Bases 104 to 808 code for a protein of 234 amino acids.
CGCCCCCGCCCCCUCGCCUUAUUCUAGACGCCACACACACACCAUCUCUGCCCUCAGCUCCUCGCCGAACCGGAACACCCGCACACCCACGCCACUUGUACCCAUGGCGCCCCGGUCGGCGCACAAGUCGCCGGUGCCGCCGGCCACCGGCCUCGGUCUCGGCGUCGUCGGUGGCGUCGGAGGCGUGGGCAUGGGCCCCCACUUCAGGGGCGUGCGGAAGCGCCCGUGGGGGCGGUACGCCGCGGAGAUCCGCGACCCGGCCAAGAAGAGCCGCGUCUGGCUUGGCACGUACGACACGGCCGAGGAGGCCGCCCGCGCCUACGACGCCGCCGCGCGCGAGUUCCGCGGCGCCAAGGCCAAGACCAACUUCCCGUUCGCGUCCAAGUGCCCCGUCGCCGCCGGCGCCGGCAGCCCCAGCAGCAACAGCACCGUGGAGUCGGGCGGAGGCGGCGGCGGCUGCGGCGUCCAGGCGCCUAUGCAGGCCAUGCCGCUGCCCCCGGCCCUCGAUCUCGAUCUCUUCCACCGGGCGGCGGCCGUGACCGCGGUCUCCCCCGGCGGCAUGCGGUUUCCCUUCAAAGGGUUCCCUGUCGCGCGCCCGACCCCGAACCCCUACUUCUUCUACGAACAGGCGUCCGGCUACCGGAUGCUCAAGGUCGCCCCGCCGCCGGUCACCGUGGCCGCCGUCGCGCAGAGCGACUCCGACUCCUCGUCGGUGGUCGAUCACACCCCUUCGCCGCCCGCGGUUACCGCGAAGAAGGAGGUAUCCUUCGAUCUGGAUCUGAACUGGCCGCCGCCGGCGGAGAACUAGCCACACCAGAGUUUUUAGCUGACGACUUCGUAGUUUCUCUUUCCUUUUUGCCUCGAGUAAUAUUACUUCUGUUGUUUUUUUGGUCCUCUAGCCUGUAGUUUUUGUUCAGUAGCCGGCGAGAGACGGAGGAGCCUGUGUAAAUAGUUUUUCCGCCGAGGACGGAAUUGAUUUGAGAUCUGUUCGUCUGUCUAGACAGAUCAAACCGGCGCUGAUAUGGAGUAAAUUAUGUACUACUAGUAUUUCAUUCCAUUAGUACUAUGAGGAUAUUACUAUUCAGAGAAAAGAAAACACCGAGUAAAUUCGUGCA